AGAGGUUAUUGUAUUUAUACGUGGCCAUUCUAUUCAACCGGUUGUCAUAGAUGAUUGUUGUUUUUCUGUUGAAUGGCUAUCUGUCUUUGUUAUUACCGAUUAAUAUUUUAUAAUAUACUCAUUAUCGAUUUAUCUUAUACAUGUUUUAAAAUAAAUUCAAUUUUUUUCACUGGAAUAUAAUUAUAUAAUUUCUGAAAUGUUUAUUCCAAUGUAGGAUGAUUAUGGAUAUGCAAAUAGGAGUUCUGUGUGGUGUAUUUUCAAUCAUAGCUUCUGUAAUUGUAUAUGCUGUUUUAUCUUUUUAUUCAAUUAAGGAAGACUCCUUUGAUGAAGCUAGAGCUAAUCGUCGAAAACUAAUUAAAGAAUAUAUGGAUCAGUCUCGUAGCAAUUUUGACAAAACUAAGCAAAAGAAAACAAAAAAGAAUAUUAAAAAGAUUAAAGAUAAGAAACCAGAUGUGCUUGAUGAAGAUUUAGAAGAACAGAAAGAAAAUGACAGUCAUGACUCAUUAAAAGAGCAACCUAAAGAAAUUGCACAAAAUAAAAAGAUUGAACAACCAAAUAUGAUGAAAAAUAUAAUAAAACCCAAAAUCUUGAAUACAGUGGAAAAGGAAGCUGAGAACUCCAUAUCAAAUGUUCUGAAUGAAACAAACCUCAAGAAAAUAACUGAUAAGAAAUCAAAGGUAAAAUUAUUGGAAAAAAUAUCUGAACCAGAAAUUUCUGUUGAACCAAUUUCAAAAGAUAAUGAAAAAAAAAUUAAAAUUGAAGCAAAAGUCGAAAAGAAAAAGCAAACAGAUAUUUCAAGUGUCCGGAAGGCAGUAAAUCGCACAGCUAGUAUUGAGAAGCAAGUCAUAAAUGUUAAUUCUGUUCUGGCUGUAAUUCGUAAAGCUGAACUUUCUCGUUCAGAAAUUCAGCUUCUUAUUGAUACUUUGCUAAACUCGUAUGAAGAUGAAACAUCUGAUUGGUUGAAAGUAAAAAAGCUGGAUUCAGGGCGCCAGGAUUCUACUGCCAAAUUAAAAAAACAGUUGCUGGAGUUGGAAACAUCUUUAAAAAAUGAAAAGCAAAUUACAUUAAGCUUGCAAGGAAAACUUAAGGAAUUGAGGACUGACAUGGCUUCAGACAAAAGCAAUGUUUCUUUACUAAAAGAAACUAUGAACAGAAUGCAACAAGAAAAGGAUGACCUAAUUAAUGAGAAAAGUGAUCUUUCUUCUAAAUUGAAAACAAUGGCAGUCGAAAAAGAAGAGUUGCAAGAACAACUUAGCCAAGAAAAUGUUAAAGUUAAACAGCUGCAAAAACAAGAUGAUGAUCGUCAUAAUGAAGCUAUUGCAGUUUUAAAGAGUCAAAUUAACUCUUUAAAUAACCAGUUAGAAUGUUCUGAAAAGGAUAGCAUUACUCUCAAGUCAAAUGUUGAAGUUUUAGAAGAAGAAUUGAAGUAUCAUAAGAAUUGUCAAUCAAGAAUAAAUGAUUUUGAACAGACUGUAGACAUGAUGAAUGCAAAGAUUAAAGCGUAUGAGCAUGAGUUAAAAGACACCAAACAACGCAUAAUUUCUUUAAAUGCAGUUGUAGAAGAGUUAAAAUCUGAAAACCAAGCGUUAAAUACUGAAAGAGAACAGCUCACUGGUCAGGUAUCAUUAUACUGUGUUGAAAUUCAAAAGUUAAAAGAAGAAAUUGAUACUAAAAAUAUGAAAUUAGCUGAAGUUCUAAAUGUUCAAAAGAAUGGAGAUGUAUCUGAAAGCUACGACAACCAACAUGAUUCUUUACAAUGUGAUUAUCUGUUAAAGGAAAAGGAAGCUUUAUUAAAACAUUUGAAUGUAGAAUUAGAUAAAAAAACAGAUUCUCUAGAUGAACUCAGCCAGGAAUUAACAAAAGUUAAUAAUGAAAACAAGAAACUUUCUUCAUAUAUAGAAGAAACAUUAAAACAAAAUACUACCUUAAAAGCAAAUCAGAUUAGUGAACUUGAAGAAACAAUUAGUCAAUUAAAAAAGAAUAUCUGUGAAAAAAAUAGUGAACUAUUAUCAUUAAAUGUUGACAUAGACAAAUACAAACAAAGGAAUAAUGAACUACGAAAUAAAAAUUGGAAACUAGUUGAAGCUCUUAAAGAAAGAGAAAAAUUAUUAGAGAAUAAAUUGAAGACUGAAGAAACUUUACAGAAUAAACUGAGUUUCGAAGAAGUGGAGAAUGGAGCGCAUUGCCACAAAGUUGUUGAUGAAAUUAAGAAUAAUGUAAAUAAGUUUGUUCACCGUUUAUUUCCAAAUCUUGAGAUACAAGAACAUAGACAUAGGAAAGUGGCGACCCCAUCAGCCAGCCGUCAUGCUGUAAUCAGCCAUUGGUCCUAGGUUAGGGGAGCACCUACACAGUACACAGUACUCUAGAUAAUGGUCAUGAUCAGUACACACCCAGGGGUCACCUUUUCUUGGUAUCUCCCCCAGAUGGGAGAGCAGGUCUGGAUGCUCAAAGCAGUCCCUUCACCUGACUCAGGGGCAGUUGGCCGAUAAUCCACAGCCCUCAAACAAACAAUAUUAUGAAACCUCCUACAAGCUUCAGAACUAUACAGAUAUAUGGUAAAUUUAUUGUUAACAAGAAACAGUCUAAGAAUUUUCUAAUAGGAAGAUAGAAUGUAUGCAGCCUAAUAAAGGUGGGUAAGAGUUAAACACUGGAGGAUUGUCUUGGAUAAGUAAAAUAUGGAUAUAGUAGUAGCAUUGUAGGAGAUAAGGUGAAAGAAGACUAGUAGUAGAAUUCAACCAUUAUAUUCUUUUCUAUAGUGGACAUGACGCCAAUAUUUUUUGAAUAGUAUUUAUGGUAAAAAAGAAAAUCAUUGACUGGAUAGAUAAAUGAGAGGAUUUGAACAUUGAGAUUAAAUAUGAAAUUCUUUAAUAUCUCCCUGAAAAGUGUCCUGAGACUAAACAAACCAGAGGAAGACAAAGAAAAGUUCUACGACAUACUGGAAAGAACUUUUGAACAAAUUCCUAUGUAUUUUGCUAAAAUAGUGUUAGAAGAUUUAAACAGCAAGAUUGUGAAAAAGCUUAGCCUAGAACAAUCAGUGGCACUUGGCACUCACCUGACAUAAUCUUUUUUUCCCUUUUGUGUCACUGUAUUUUGUUAAAGUACAAAUAUUUCAAUAAAUGCAUUAUUAUGGCGUCCAUUUGGGCUUGAAAUUAAUAUAUUUUUACUUUCGUUUACCUAUAUAUGAGAUGAUAUGUUUUAUUUCUCUUAAAAAGCUCAUUUUAUUACUGAAGUGUCAUUUUUAGAACAAGUUCUUUUUUUCUCACUAAAAGCGAUGGCCCACAGGACUUAGUGAAGGUAUCAAUACGGCCAGUGGGUCUCAAUGUGGUACGUGGGCCAAAAACUUUUGGAGACCCCUUCUCUAAAGUACCUUUGAUUUUGUUUAUUUGAAGUAAUUAAUAAGUAUUUUAUUAAUUAAAUUUAAUAUAAAUAUAGUUAAAUAUUAACUAUGAAACAAUUUGAUAAUUAACUGAAGAAGAAAUAAGAGAUCGUAGUAGAGGACCAAAGAAACCCGAGAUUGGUUGAAAGGCUAGAACAUAGAACAGGCUUCCAUAGG
Molecule: messenger RNA, 3553 nt
Organism: Nezara viridula (southern green stink bug)
Lineage: Eukaryota; Metazoa; Arthropoda; Insecta; Hemiptera; Pentatomidae
Source: the annotation of a GenBank genome assembly